Molecule: messenger RNA, 3226 nt
Organism: Dromaius novaehollandiae (emu)
Lineage: Eukaryota; Metazoa; Chordata; Aves; Casuariiformes; Dromaiidae
Gene: ACP2
Product: acid phosphatase 2, lysosomal
Exons: 11
Coding region: 145-1422 (425 amino acids)
Biological process (GO): dephosphorylation; lysosome organization
Cellular component (GO): lysosome
Molecular function (GO): acid phosphatase activity
Source: RefSeq, a predicted model, not a curated record
GGGGGCGGGGCUUCCUCGCCGCCCCGCCGCCGUUAGCCGCCAGCUGGGCCCGGCCGCGGCGCUUCCGGUGUGCAGGGAAAAACGGUGUCCGGGCGGGGCCGCAGGCAGCGGCGGCUCAGUUCCGGGCGGGGAGGCGUAAGCACGAUGGCGGGACGGCAGGCGGGCCGAGGCGCGGGCGGCGCCGUGGUGCUCCUGCUGGCUGUCUGCCUGCAGCCGCCGCUCGCCCGGGCCCGCAGCCUCCGUUUCGUAACGCUGGUGUACCGCCACGGGGACCGCUCGCCCAUCAAGGCCUACCCGCGGGACCCCUACCAGGAGGCCGCCUGGCCGCAGGGCUUCGGGCAGCUCACGCAGGUGGGGAUGCGGCAGCAGUGGGAGCUGGGCCAGGCCCUGCGCGGGCGCUACCGCGACUUCCUCAACGCCACGUACCGGCGGCAGGAGAUCUUCAUCCGCAGCACAGAUUGCGAUCGGACGCUGAUGAGUGCGGAGGCCAAUCUGGCAGGCCUGUAUCCCCCAGACAGACAAGAGAUGUUCAACCCUAAUGUUUCCUGGCAGCCUAUCCCUGUGCACACGGUGCCUGAGUCUGGGGAAAGGCUACUGAAGUUUCCAUUGACCCCCUGUCCACGGUAUGAACAGCUACAAAAUGAAACCCGGCACUCAGCAGAAUACACAAAUAAGACCAAAGAAAAUUUGCAAUUCCUGCAGAUGGUGGCAAAUGAGACUGGGAUCCGGGAUGUCUCUCUUGAGUCUGUUUGGAGUGUGUAUGACACGCUGUUUUGUGAACAAGCACACAAGAUGAAGCUGCCAUUAUGGGUGACGCCAGAUGUCAUGACUCGAUUGAAGCAAUUAAAAGACUUCAGUUUUGAAUUUCUGUUUGGGAUUCACCAUCGGAUCGAGAAAGCUCGUUUGCAAGGCGGGGUCUUGCUGGAUCACAUUAGGAAGAACCUAACCAAAGCAGCAAACGUCUCUGCCCACCAGCACCUGAAACUACUUGCCUAUUCUGCACAUGACACCACACUUGUGGCACUGCAGAUGGCUCUAGAUGUCUACAACAGGAUUCAAGCACCAUACGCCUCAUGUCAUAUAUUUGAGCUGUACCAAGAAGAUGAUGGUAAUUUCUCUGUGGAGAUGUUUUUCCGGAAUGAGAGUGGGAAGGAACCUUUCCCACUGAUGCUCCCUGGCUGUCAGCAAAAAUGUCCCCUGCAUAGAUUUUUGCAACUCACUGAUCCUGUGGUUCCUCAGGACUGGGAACAAGAAUGCCAGGUAGCAAGCACUGUGCAUGACACAGAACUGUUUGUGGCUCUGGCCGUGUGUGGAUCCAUUCUCUUUCUCCUUAUCAUCCUCCUGCUGACUGUACUCCUUCGCAUACAGUCUCAGCCCCCUGGCUACCGGCAUGUUUCCAAUGAGGGAGAAGAGCAGGCAUGACAGUUGCUCCAACUCCUUCCCAGGCAGUAGGAGGGAGCAGUGCUGCCCAUGAUGAUUGGGCACCUCAGUUACUAAGCAUUCUUCUGUUCUGGCCAUUGCUUCCCAGAAUGAAGCUGGACUGUGAUUUUUGGAUGUUUUCUAAAGGUGAUGUCCGAGGGAGAGGACUGAGCUACUCAUCUGAAUUUAAAUUCUGAAGGCUGCUGGUGUGUGGUGCCCCUAGCCCUCGUACAGUUUAACUAGUCUGGGACUCCCACCGUGGCCAGUUAGAGCUGCUGCUCCCCAUGAAGAAUUUUUCUCCUUUCAGUGAUUGUAAAUGUUAUCACUUGCCUUGACUGUGGCAGAGGGGCCUGUGCCUGCAGCAGGUGUCAUGUCCAGUGUAGUCAGGAGUCAUCCUUCUUUAGGGUCAACCUGCUUUGUGCACUUUUCUCUCAAGCCACUGGGCUGAGGACAGUGGGAAGGCUGGUCUUGGAGUAGAGGGCCCACCUCACCAACAGUGCAGAGACUUACCUGUUCUCCAUGCAGAGGGAGCUGCUGGAGAUGAUGGCAGAUAGUGAAAAACAUUUCUGAGGUUGCUAAGUAUUUGCUGCUGGCAACUGGUCUUUUUCCCCUUCAACUUGUGUUUCAAGAAAGAAGAACUGGCCUGGAAUCAGGACAGAAUUGAAAACCUAGCAGUAGUUUCUUGGAUUCAGCAGAGUAGGCUACAUAUGAUCCACAGAACCAGAGCUUUAUCCCGUAAAUGAAUUCAUAUGAUUAUCCAUAGCAAACUUGCACACAUUUUUUUUGUGUAAUGUUGGCUACAGAAAGGAGAGAGUCCCUGUAGAUAGGAAACUUGGGCCCAUUCUAAAGACUUGGUUUUUGAAUUUGAUCUCCCCAUCUGUGAACUUAUCUAUUACUAGAGCCUUUGCAAGAAGGAUCCAGGAAGGAUCCUGUACUGUAGGUGGUCCAGACAUCAACUAUGAGCCCAAGAAAUAAUGCUUUACUGGCAGAAAGUUUUUAUAGUGUCAUCAAAGAUUCAUAGCAGAGCUGUUUACCUAAGACUAAAUGCCAACUUCUGUGGUCUUCCCAUCUUCCCCACUGGAUAGCCUUACCCUCCCUGCCCCCCCCCCCAAUCAGUAUUUGCAGGUAACUGUAGAGCCCUUCACUUGACAUUGUCCAAAGUAUGAUUCUUUUUUUCAAGACCAGAUGGAUGGAAGCUGCAGGCUUCUCUCUGCACACUGCAGCUGCUGUAGGAAACUUUAUGCCAAGAGCUCACCACCUGCCUUGUAGCUCUUGGUGGAGGAUGAGGGACCGCAGCAGGCACCAGAGGCACUGGCUCUUCACAUGGUGAUGCUGCACAUUCACUUCCCAUAUUUAGUUCCCUUUGUGGUGCAGUUCCCUUCCCCUCUUGGCGGCAGAAGCUAGUUCUUAAGUUACAGACAUUUCCUUUUCUUCCCCUAUGGAGUAUCAUGGGGACUUUUCCCUACACCAUAAUAGGCAUCUGCCAGCAUGGGAACUCCAAAUCAGCAGAAGCAGCUUGCUGUUCUCAGCAUCUUCCUCACCUUUUUGUCCCCUGAAGAUACAAUCUAGGUCUCCUGCACAGCAAGACAGUCACAAAGAACAAGCAAAUGCCUGGGAGAACAGGCACAAGGAAGAGGUAAUAGAAAGUGCAUUCAAGGGGACUGGACCUGUUAUUUUUAAAGGCAGCAGAUUUUGCACACACAGAGAAAAGGUUUCUAUGAUGAUUUAGACUUUUUGACUGUGAAUGACUUUCUGUAAUUGUUCCAAUACAUUUCCUUUUUGUCAUUAAAAUCAAUUCCACACUGAA